ACUUUUGAAAUUCAUUCGGCACACAACUCAAAAGAGUUCAAAAUUAGUCGAAAAUUUUUUCUAAUAUUGCAAUAAAUUAAAAAUACAUGGCGCGUCGACCUCUAGGCCCUGGUCCCGGCGCUUACGGGUUGCCCACAACCGUGGGUUAUGAAAAGCAUGAUACCCGUAAGAAGCGCAUGCCGCAAUACUCCUUCGGAACGCGCACGCAAACGACGGGUGCCGAUCCUGGACCAGGACCGGGCGCCUAUCAGGUAGACAAAUUAACGCGCUAUGGAAUGGGCGGCGGUUUGCAAUAUACCAUUGCCCCCAUGACAAAAAUUAUUGACAAAAGAAUUGGCCCCGGCCCCGGCGCAUACGAUGUCCAUUUAAAACCGUUCUUCAAAGGAGUCAAUGCACCAGCUUAUUCCUUGGGAGUGCGUAACAAUUAUAGUUUUAAGAAGUGUGGACCCGGUCCGAGUGCUUAUAAUUAUGAGGUCAAUCCAAUUAAGCCAGCCGCACCCGCCUAUAGCAUGGGUAUACAAACCAGGAUUAAGGGCAAGGAAAUUUCGCCUGGUCCGGCUGCUUAUGGUGCAGGCGAUAUGAAUAUCAGAUUGAAUCGCGCUCCUGAGUACUCAAUGAGACCCAUUUGCAAUAUGAGAAAAGAUACCCUGGGUCCCGGUCCUAAUUAUUAUGAUUUGAUGUACUAUCGUCCUGGCAAGACUGGACAAGCCUAUUCAUUCGGUGUGCGCCAUUCGCCCUAUGCUCCACCCAUGGUAGUUAGAUGUGAUAAUAUGUAGAUUUGCAAUAUUAGAAAAAAUUUUAUGUAAAUGAAUCCUAGUAGUAAUAAA
This is a messenger RNA of Drosophila novamexicana, 827 nucleotides long. Its product is annotated as outer dense fiber protein 3-like protein 2. Lineage: Eukaryota; Metazoa; Arthropoda; Insecta; Diptera; Drosophilidae. The record is from RefSeq and is a predicted model, not a curated record. The coding region runs from base 87 to 776 and encodes 229 amino acids. The transcript is spliced from 4 exons.